AUGUUUAAGGAGUUCGGUCAAACCUUGAUCUUAGAAGGCACAGCUUGCUUGGGUAAGACAACUGUUCUACAGAGACUGGCUGGAGAAGGAUUUUCAGUUGUCGUUGGUGACUACGCGGAAGAUUGCAUACAGUACAACGUAUUUCGAGAUAAGGAUCUCAAUAAUGUACUGGAAUUAGCCUACAUGUUAUUUCAGUUUAGUAAACUGAAACCUAACACACUGCAUGACAGAGGACCGUUGAGUUCUUUAGCAUAUAGAAUGGUUCACGACAUUCUGAAUCGUCGACAUUCACUACAGGAUUUCGAGAUUUUGUUUGCCCAGCUACCUGCUCAAUUGUGGAACACCUUUCGUCAAUUAAACACUUUCAUGGUGGUUGAACACGAUAUUAAAGGGGGCUUACAGAGAAUGAUCCUUCGGAACAAUGGAAUUGACGUAAUGAGUGAGGAGUAUAUUGAUGUUCAGAAUAGAGUCUUCGAAUUCCUAGCGAAUUACACUGGGGCUAAGGUUAUUGUCCACAAGCAAGGAGAAUCAAUGGAGGAAUGGAUUAACGCUUUAUGCGAGGUAAUCAGAACAACCUUACUCAAUGAUCUAAGAGAGGAGGAAUGA
This is a messenger RNA of Gregarina niphandrodes, 606 nucleotides long. RefSeq names its product AAA domain protein. The record is from RefSeq and is a predicted model, not a curated record. The coding region runs from base 1 to 606 and encodes 201 amino acids. NCBI's taxonomy places the organism in Eukaryota, Apicomplexa, Conoidasida, Eugregarinorida, Gregarinidae. The transcript has a single exon.